Messenger RNA from Bombus pyrosoma, 6093 nucleotides. RefSeq names its product 2-phosphoxylose phosphatase 1. The transcript has 4 exons. Gene Ontology annotation, molecular function: phosphatase activity. Lineage: Eukaryota; Metazoa; Arthropoda; Insecta; Hymenoptera; Apidae. Bases 3181 to 4749 code for a protein of 522 amino acids. Gene Ontology annotation, biological process: dephosphorylation. The record is from RefSeq and is a predicted model, not a curated record.
CUAUACCUCGUCUAUGGUAGAAAUCUAAUUUCACAGUGAUGUAACUGUGUCGAUUAUUAUCCGUCGUGAUGAUCGUCGUGCUUGAUCUUGUAGCCUUGGCAAGAUCAUUGCCACCAUAACGAUGGCGCGAAAAGCAAUCGGUGAUUAUGCGCGCCUCUAUUGCGGAAUGCUCUGCAUUUAAUUGUGUAUAAUGGCGCUCUACUUGUACGAAUGUGUCACCACAGAGGGCUUGAUUUGAUUAAUAAAAUGAUCGCUCAAGGAUCGCUCAUCUUAUUAGCAUAGCAUACGACCUUGUAUCUUUCGCCAUCUUACUGGCACUUUUUAUUAUUGUAUGUGAUCUUAUCGCGUUUUUCUUCGUGUUUAAUUUUCGUUCCAUUAUACUGUUCGAUUACCAUGUAUGAAUCCUUGAAAAUUUAGUUCAGUGACUCUGUCUCCACAGCCGAGUACGCGAGACUCCUUAUGCAACUAUAGUUUCCGUGUCCUUGCGUCAAUCCAGAUUUCAAUUAAGAAAUCGGGAAUCUUUUUGUUUCGCAAUUUAUCCUCAACAAUAAUUCAUCAUCAUCGUUGCAAAAAUACUAGCAGAACAAGCAAUGGAAAGUAAAGCUUUCCAUAACUCUACUGUGUUUUUAUAAUAUUCUUGUGCCUGCUGCGCCAGUUUUUUAGAGACCUAUUACCCUAUUAUCCUAGACCUCGAUAAAGCUAUAAUAAAUACUGUCUAUUUCAACUUAGCUAAUUAAAAUAGUCAAUUCCAACCUUUUGUACUUAGAAACAUUUUGAUACGUACAUUUUGUAUGGUGUGCUAACCGACAACGAGGGAACGGAUGUUGACGUCACUUUGUAGCUCUAGGAAGAGCUGGGCACACGUGUGGCGUAUGUCUACCGUAAAUAUAUUCUGCUUAAGGCUGAUGGCUAGAUUGUCCGUAGUUGAUGUCUCGAGCUCUCAUAUCAUGUCAGUUAGCUCGAGUUACCCGCGUAGCUCGCCUCGUGGAACCGUAAUCAACUUCGUCUACGUCGUCUGCCGACUGAUUAUCAAUUCAGUGUCUCCGCCUAGACAUCCCCACCCUCUGUAGGUAGAUGUUCAAUAGCCAGAAAUGGCAAAAAAAAGUGGAUCAGUGCUAUGAAAUACACUGGUGAAUUAUUCAGUUAUCCGAGUAUCAAGUAUCUGAGUUGUUCAACUAACUGAUAUUACUUAUUAUCUGUUUUCUUAGUUGAUGAAUCUCCAAUCUUCUCCGUGAAAACAUUAAUCUUCUUCCUCUGUAAAAUAUCGGAUAGAAAUAAGUACUGAUAAGGAUCUUAAAGUCGUCUAACAUCUUUGCUUUUUUUAUAACAUAUAAUAAAAUAAACUCUAUAAAUAAGUACAUAAUAAAAAGAAUUAAAAUAUCGAAAGUAUUGGAAGAUGAAAGUAAAGCUCAUCUUCGUUAAAUCAUAUAUUUCACGUUUGCGUAAGAUUUCAUUACAGAUUAUUAAAAUUAAUUUGAAGACAUCAAUAAAAUGUUUCCAGGAUAAGCAAGACAAGAUUUAGACGUACACCUGAGAUCGGAAAUAGAUACACCAGCGCCUGCGCUCCCAGCUCACCUAUUUUCACUCUUUUAACCGAGAAUCCGCGUUUGACAAAGAUUUACCUAACGAAUGCUCAUACAAACACUAUAUCCUAAAAUAAUUACUUUGUUCUUGCAAUAUAUUUGUAUAAAAUUAGAAUAAACGUUAAAAGUAACUAAUGAUAUUUAAUUAAAACUAAAUUUUCUAAAUAUCAAAUUCAAAUGUUGACCGUCAUAUCAAAAACUUUUUUUACAUGUCUUUUCUCCUCCAACUAUUUAUACAAAUAAUAUAAUUAAAUAUAUUGAAUAAUUAAAUUAAGAAAAGAAGUUAAAGUAUAGAGACAAAAAGAGAUUCCAAGUACUGUACGUGAAGUUGUUAGUUAUUUGUUCUUUCUUCUAGCAUAGAUUUUUAUAUUUUUCUGAGUCCAGUUUGAUGAACCGUUGAAUAUCGCGCAUUCCCAUCGUUGAAGCAAACCUCUUUGCAGCUCUCUCGACCGCGGAUCGAAAUGGAUUUAAAACAGAGACCAGGCCAAUCGAGCCGCACACAUUGCGCGCAAGCGCGCUUCAAUAACCUACUGUCGCAAGGAGCGCGGCUUACCUGUCGUAGUCGCAGAAAAAUGUUUUAGUAAGGUUGUAGCUUCGCUCGAUCUUCGUUGUGAGUGAUCUCUUUAAACUUUAAUUCCUACAGUAAAAUGACUCAGAUGUAAAAAGUGAAGAUUGUUGUUACGAAAUGUCAUCGAAACUCAUUGAUCCACGCUUGACGUAUGAUAAUUCGAUAUUGUUAUUAUCAUUGUAAAAACGCAAAUUUGUAAAUAUGUAUGAAAAUUUGGUGAUAAUAAUUGAAGAAGGGUAAAUGUUCCGCGCGAAAGAGAGAUUUUCCUUGAAUUAUUUUCGUGUUAAAGGAGCUUCUGGGAAAGGGGUCGUUCAUCGACUCUUUCAACUUUUUUUUUCAUAAUCGAAUCGUCCAAACAAUGCAGAUAACGAGCCUGAAAGUAUAUAAAAUUAAAGUGUAAAGAGAUUUGCGAGGAAAAAGAGAAGCGCCUGCGCUCGAUACUAACCUGCUGCGAUUUAACGUGAGUACGGAGGUACUCGAUAUACUUUCCACAUCUGCUAGGAAGUUCUUACUAAAUGUACAAACCUGUGAAAUAGUAAAAUGAUAUUAUAAUCGUAAACAAAUUCAACGAGAACCGUCAAUAUUACAUCUACAUGCAGUCCGUUAACUAACCGUAAACGAGGAACGAUAAUUAAUUUAAUAUAAAAGCUCAACACCUCCAACGGCGAUAAAUCACGAAAAUAAACAAAUAAUUAAUAGUAAAAUAAAAUUAGUUUAAGGAUAAUGUCAGAGAGUAGGCCAGCAUCUGCAUCCACCGAAAUAUUCUGGUUGGAGCCAGUGUCGAGGAGGGACGUGAGAAAUUCGCUUGACGACGUAGUUCACGGGAUUCUCAUCCCUUUGAGUUCUCCAAAAGCUAUCAGGGUAGAAUUAUGCAGCAAGAUCGUUGAGAAGAGAGGAUGCAGCUUGGAGAAGUGUCGUUGAACCGGAUUUACUCUGGUUGUUCGAUUUGGUGUUACCGUCAGCUACGUCCUCGACGUCGAGGUCGUGAGAUUCAGGAACGUCCUGGCUGGGUCCAGGGUCGGCCGCAGGAUGUUGGCGGAAAUGGUCCGACUUUCGUACCAGCAUCGAGCGUUCUACUGCUAUGUCAUUCUCAGCGUGUGGAUCUUUCUCCUCGUUGCUGGUAUGUACAAGUACAUUGGAAUAGAUGAAAAGAGCUCAGUGCAAGCCAGAGUUCUAGAUAAUGACAUCUCCAUCAGGGAAUUUCCCAGGAAUUUGAAAACCGAUAUGAGAACCAAAAAAAUAUUUCAAUUUUGUAAUCCUCCAAGUGAUAUUACAGCAGAAACAGAAGGAAAGUUGGAUGGGAAUUUGACAUUGGGAGGGAUUUUAGUAUUUGUUCGGCAUGGAGACAGGGGUCCUUUGGCGCACAUCCGAAAUAUAAGCAUUGUAAAUUGCGGUGGAGAUUUUAAUUCCAUACCUGAAUUAGAAAGUUUAUAUCAGAACUAUGUGAAUUUCUUGCAAAAUGUCUCCAGCUACUCCAGAACUGCUUGGGCACAAUUCUUGGGUCCGUUCCAUGGUUUUCCUAUGCUGCCCAGCAAUUCUAAAGAUUGCAGAAUUGGUCAAUUGACUACACUUGGCAUUGGACAAUUGUUAAAAACUGGAAUUGUACUUAGAAAUGCUUAUUAUCACAAAUUGAAUCUGGGAAAUGGUUCUAUAUCCAGCAAAGACAUUGUUGUGUAUAGCACUAGGUAUCGAAGAACAGUCCAAAGUGCAGUUGCUUUACUCUAUGCCCUACUGGAGACAGACGGUUUCCAAAAUUUAGCCAAAAUCACUAUGCAAGAAAGUCAAAGCUAUGCUUUCUGUAACACAGACUGUGCAUGUCCCGCUGCUGAAAAGUUCUUCAAACAACACCUAAAAGAAAUGUCUGAUCAUUUGAAAUCUCAUCCAGCAGUGGCUGAGCUUAUACGACAGGCUUCCAAUGCAGUCUUCGAGAUCCCUGAUCAAGCCCAAAUGACAGAUCCAAAUACUUUGAAGGAUGCAUUGUUAACAUACAUCUGCCAUGGUGCUUCCUUGCCCUGCAUAGAUUUUAACACUCAGAGGGUUUGUGUGAAGACUGAACACGUAACAGGUUUGUUCACUUAUACAGAAUGGGAGUCUAAACAAGUGGCAAAGAGCAGCAGCCGUAGAAAAUAUGGAUUGCUAAGAGCUUAUGGACUACUUCGAAAUAUCGUUUCCUACAUGCUACGAAUUAUCUCCGAGGCCAAACCCAAAAUAGUUUUAUACUCUGGCCAUGAUAAAACACUGGAAUACCUCGCAACCGCUCUUGGAAUUUUUUCUGACAAGUUGACUAUGCCACAUUAUGCUUCCCGCUUCGUAAUCGAGGUCUAUCGGAUAAAUCCGAAGAACGAAAACCAUGUAGCCAGUGAUUUCUACUUCCGGGUGGUGAUCAAUGGAAAAGAUUUCACCCAAAAAAUUCCGUUCUGUAGAAAUGCAAAUUUCUACAGUGUCAGUUACAUCGAGCGCAAUGAAGUGGAAAAAACGCGGCGAGAUUCAAAAUUGUGCCCGAUUGAGACGAUCAUCAGACAACUUCACGAUGAUUAUUUCGGACCAUUCAAUGCAACUAACUUCAAGGAUGCGUGUACCAAUCAUAAGCGCGGAUAAUUAAAAGAUCGGUUCUAAAAUUUCCAGAUAAAAAUUUGUUUAACACAUUGAUUGCCACGGUGGUCAUCGAUGACACACAUUUUACUAAAUAUUUUAGAAUGCUUAAAAUAAUAUAAAUUUCAUGGAAAAGAUUUUCAACAACGUAAAUAACUUAGAUAAUAUUAUCAGCAAAAUCCGGAAUUUUACACAAAUUCAUAUUUUUAAACUCAUAUAAAAAAUUCAUAUAUGAAUAUAAUUACAAUAAUAAAUACGAAUAUAAAUAUGAAUAUAAUUACAACAAUAAAUAAAAUACAGAUUCGGUAAAAAGUUGCUUUACCUCUGCAUUAUACUUUGGAUAUUUCGUAUAUUUUUUCAUAUCAUGUAUAUUCUGCGCAAUUUUCCACUUUCAAAUUUUCUAUAGAUGCAUAAAAAUCCGCACUCUAAUUAUCUGAAUAAAGUGCACAAAUACAAUGUAAUAUUUUGUAAAAACUAAUGUUAUGGUGUAGUACAUUUCGGAUAAAAUAUGUAAAAUUCGCGUGGCAAUCAACUUGUUGACGUUCUAGCGAGAAAUCAAAGAAAUGGAAAACAAUCCGGAACUGAAAAUUGAACAUUCUACAAGCUCCUUAUACUUAAACCGGAAACGAAACGCAACGCAAUGUAUAUUUGAAUCUUCAUACGAAUAAGUAAUAAGUCCUAACGUUUGAAUAUUUUAUGACGAAAGUAUUACAAAUUUAUGAAAACGAACUGCAACGUACGCCCAUCGAAUUUCUUUUAUCGUUAAGAAAUCGAUGCUUUAUUACGGGAAUAGCAAAGUAUAAAACAUGAAAAAAAUGAUAGUAAAAUUUGCACUGUUUAGAUACUAUGUCUUCGAACGAAUAAGAAAAAGGAAGCCUUACAUUCUUAGAUUACGUCUUACAAAAUCGAUUGUAGCUUUAAAUAUACAUAUAUAUACAUAUAAAGCUAGAUGAUCGCCAUAUAUUUUAUCACACAUCUCACUGUACAUAUGUAAAUAACUUUUGUCAAGCAGAAAUUGUGUUUAGUGUUUUCAAUGUUGUUGAGGAAAUUAUAGAAUCCUAUGUAAUUCACCGUCUUUGCCAUUGUUAAUUAGUAUCAUUUCCUCGUUAACAUAAAAUUAGUUCUCGUUAAAUUUACAAUGGACCAGAAUCUUCGUAUAAGAACGAUCAUACUUAAAGUGCUGUUAAAAUCACUUAUCUACUCACCAAAAAAUUCCACAGGUCGAGACUAGCAUCGCAAAGCUGUACAAAAUGAUAUUUAUCCAAAAAAGAUAUACGAGGCAAUGAAAUGUAAAAUGAAAUUAUAGAUACUUUCUUUUGUUAAAAUACAUACUUAUAUCGUAAACUACUA